AUGACGUCGCCCCAAGAUAUUAGGCGCAGCGACCCAGAAGCGGACAAGCUCAGCGUGCCAACCAAGGAACUGCGCAAUCUCGACGUUGAAGCACGACAUGCAAGCCUUGCCAACGUUACUGCCUUUUUGCUUGUCCCGACCAAGUGCCCCAGAUCGCUGCAGCCGGGUCCCACCACCACGAACGUUUGCCCACCAACGGCCGCGGUGGCUCCGACAUGCGUUCUGGCUGGCUUCAUGAUGUGA
Parastagonospora nodorum SN15 is the source of this 243-nucleotide messenger RNA. RefSeq lists its product as hypothetical. NCBI's taxonomy places the organism in Eukaryota, Fungi, Ascomycota, Dothideomycetes, Pleosporales, Phaeosphaeriaceae. The record is from RefSeq and is a predicted model, not a curated record. The coding region runs from base 1 to 243 and encodes 80 amino acids. The transcript is spliced from 2 exons.